This is a messenger RNA of Priapulus caudatus, 3118 nucleotides long. RefSeq names its product centrosome and spindle pole associated protein 1-like. The record is from RefSeq and is a predicted model, not a curated record. Lineage: Eukaryota; Metazoa; Priapulida; Priapulimorpha; Priapulimorphida; Priapulidae. Gene Ontology annotation, biological process: positive regulation of cytokinesis. Gene Ontology annotation, cellular component: spindle pole; centrosome; microtubule.
CAAACGUCCGUCGCAUCCGAAGACAGAAUGUCAACAACAAGUUGAACAACAUUGACUAGCGGAGAAAUCCAGCCUCCAGAUCACCAUUGGAUUAAUGAAGCAGGACCCUGUAUGCAAGUCUUCAUAAGAGAGUUUGGGAAAUGAAUGUGUGCGGUGACUGUGGUCAUGUAUGUGUGACACUAGACCAAUGAAGGAUCGAAACACACAAGGGCACAAUUCCCCACCCCAUAUUGGUCUGCCCCUUGGAGGAAAUGAUGAGAAGCAGUCGAAACUUCGUGAAGAAAGAAAGAAUGAAUACCUAGACUUUUUAGUAAAAAAGGGCUUCACCAUUAAACCUCAAGAGAUGAGGCGGCCGAACAAGAGUACGCCCCCUGGUGGGGGUUCAGACAUUGGCUGGUUGAAGUUGGGAGAGUAUGAGGAGAAGAGACGCAGGCUAGCCGAGGAGCGAAAGCGUGAAUACAAUGAAAUGCUGGCACAGAAGCACCAACAGGGUCUUCGGAAGCGGCCCGAUGCCGUUUCACAGCAUGUAAAUGAAUCACAGCAGAGUUCUCCCAUCCAAGCGGAAAUGCAAAUGGCUGCCGCCGGAGCGGCGACGAGCCAGGAUAGCCACUCUCGUAGGGUGGAUGAAUACGGAGGAGAGAGGUCAAUGUCGCUCACAGAGGGGCCCCUGCCAGGGUUGCGGGACACUAGGAGCGGAGAAGUGCGCAAGCGGGAGGCACGUAACAGAGAGUACAAUGACUACUUGCAGCAGAAGAAGUUGGCAAGUCGGAGCAUUGGAGAGCAGCAGGCACCUAGAGUUGGCAAUGCCCAGCAGGUGGCGCCAGCUGCACAGGUAGGUCAUUCGAUCGGCUCACCACAGGUUCGCAAAGGGUGGGGCACACCCGUACAAGCCUACACAACAUAUGAGGAUAUUCUGGCUCAGAAGAAAGAAGAAGAAAGGCAAUAUAGGAGAUACAUUGACGAUGUGCCUGAUGACUUGCCUCCACAGCAACCCCUGCGGCCUCCACAGCCAAACAUCGACUCGGAACUAGAACAUCUAAAGAGGGUACGUCUAGAGGAGAUAGACGUUCCCAUGUCUGACCCAACGAGUGAGCUGAUGAGACAAGGCAGGCAGAUGGCUGAGCAGGAGGAGAUACACAGAUAUAACAUGUCACGGGACGUGGAUUUGUCCAACGCUGGGGGUGCCACGAUGGCGACGGCGGCAGUUUCCAGGUUCAGGGAGACACCGUCCCCACCACCUAUACCGAGACUUGAUCCUAUCGUCUACCCGAGUGCUGACCCUAUGAGGACUUACCUUGCUACAGAUGAUAGUUUGCCCAUCAGGACAGAUCACGUAACGAGACGAUUUGAUGACCGGUACGCGCCAAGCUUUCAGGACAAUGUAUCACGCCCUUCCCCCUUACUACAGGCAUUGCAGAUGCGUCAGAAUGGUGUGCGUGGUGGCGAUGGCUCCUUUGACAAAACAUCGUUCAUGUCUGGUGCUAGUGCUGUAGGAAAAGGUGCUGUGCAUGGAAUGCAGCAUAUGCAUACAGGUGCCUUAUAUGGAGUGAGCGAACGCAAUGUCAACAAGGUGGAUGCUGCAAAGAUAUAUCAGGAAGAACUAAAACAACAGAUAAGGCAAAAGGACCUGCAGAAGCGGAAAGCAAAAGAGGAGGAGGAGAGGCAGAACCUCCAUGCUGGAAACCAAGUUUUUGACCCGUUUGGAAAAGGUGGUGCCGGUGCUCCCCUGCGUGACGCUCAAGGCAAUGUUCAGGCUGAUCUGAGGAGAAAACCUCAGGAUGGUACCGGUGGGCUCCAUCAGCCACCAAACGUUAAACCACUAACAAGUAGCAGUGCUUCAAAGCUGAAGUUUUCGGCUGAUAUGAAACCAGCGUUUAACAUCGCAGGCUCUGUUGGGGGUAAAGGAGGAACUGGUGCUCAGUUUGAAGAAUCAGCAGCUGCUGGAAAAGAUGACAUGGCUAGAUACAGGAAUGACCAGUACAAAGAAGAACUUAAGAAACAGAUCGAAGAGAAGAAGCGGCUGAAGGAGCAGGAGAAUGAGCGAAGGAGGAGGCAGGAGGAGGUGGCAGAGAGACGCAUACAGGAGCAGCAAGCAAAGAUGCAGCAGGAGCAGGAGGCAGACGAGCUAAAGGCUAAGGAGAAUGAAGCUGAGAGGAGAAGAAAGAACCAGGAGAUCGUGGCAGCAGCUGAAGUGAAGAGGCUGGAGGUGGAGAAGCAGAAGCGAGAAGCCAAGUUGAAGGACGAGGAACGGCAGAGAGCGCAGCAGGAGAAGGAAUGGGCAAGCCGCAAUGUGGUGACACAACGGUCAGUCUCUCCUGUCAUACCAGCGCUGCGGAGAAACACGAAAACCGGUGCUGCUGUUAAAGCCAAGCUGAGUACUACCUCACCACCAUUCGAUAGCCAGAGAGAAAGCACAAAGACUGUAGCAAGGCCAACAACAGCUGAGAGGACGAUCAUUGUGAGGCAACUGUCAGCGAUGAGACAGCAGCUGGAGGAUGAGCAGAAACGUGUACACAGUGCUCUCAUCAAAGACGAGCUUGUAGGACGAACAACAGACAGCGACAGUGGGGCGCAGUCCUCUGCUGCCGGUGCCGCCGUAUUUGAAUCAGCGCUGAGUGGCAAAGGUGUCACGGUGAAACGUCAAUCGGCCAAGAAAGGCUCUGCAAAGAAAAACAAACACUCCGAUGCUGCAAUGAAGAGCACUGGUCCUACAAGCAGCGACAAGGAGAAUGAUAAGCAACGGACAAGUGUGAAUGAACCUGAAAAAGAGGAAACGAGGCCUGAUUCCAGCCAGUCGUUCAUUUAUGACGAGACACUGCGUGGGUCUGGGAACGUGGAGUCGAACAGAGAGACGGCGUCAGAUGUGGGCGGUAGUCGUCAGCACAGAUCACAGCAUGCGUGAUGGGAUGCAGCUCACACCCUCUGUAACAGAGACACAGCUAAUUGUGAGAGCAUGAACAGUAGUGUCACAGCAUGGGUGACAGCAUGGGUGCUAUCAUAGCCUGGGUUGACAGGAUGAAUAUUUUCACAAUCUAAGUGACAGUAGCUAUACUGUACUGUAAUGCAAUGUACUAUAAUGCACUGUACUGUACUGUACUAUACUGUACUGUACUGUACU